GUUCAUUAUAGACCAAGCGGAGCGCCAAAGCCUCCGAGUCCUUUUCAUUUUCACCUUUGCAUUUGUCUUUCGUACCUUCGUUCAUACACUCUUGCCACUAUCCCUCUCGUAAUCGAAAUCUCGUUGUGUCUGAAUUGCAAUGGUGUUAACUGCCAUACGAUUAUUUGCGUCUUCCCUUUCUCUAGUUUCUUUCGCCACUGCGCAACUGGCAUAUUCACAACCUGAUGGCAAGACAAAAGAUUUCGACUCAAGCCUUACACUCAAGCAAGGAUCUGUCGCCGAAGUAAUAUGGAAGUUGAACUCAACGAACACCGGCAUCUCAGGCUAUGUCUACAGCAGACUGGGCGCGAAACCUAAGACCAUCCUAAACGCGCAAAAUGAAGUAUCGCUAUGGGUCACCAGCACGGCAGACGCAGGUAACGAGAAGGGAUACUGGAAGUGUCUAGCCCGUACGUAACACGGCCUCUCCUUUCCGCCCCAUUCUUCGCACUGACACGUCCGAACAGCCCAUAUCGACACAACAGAUGGCGGAAGCUUCCAAUGGACCGUCGACUUGAGUGACGACGACAUCAACAACCACAAUGGCCAAUUCGUGUACCGCCUCAAGCCCGCCGUCGCCGA
Molecule: messenger RNA, 621 nt
Organism: Pseudovirgaria hyperparasitica
Lineage: Eukaryota; Fungi; Ascomycota; Dothideomycetes; Acrospermales; Acrospermaceae
Exons: 2
Coding region: 140-457 (105 amino acids)
Source: RefSeq, a predicted model, not a curated record